Molecule: messenger RNA, 1750 nt
Organism: Habropoda laboriosa
Lineage: Eukaryota; Metazoa; Arthropoda; Insecta; Hymenoptera; Apidae
Gene: Ipk2
Product: inositol polyphosphate multikinase
Exons: 5
Coding region: 211-1515 (434 amino acids)
Biological process (GO): inositol phosphate biosynthetic process
Cellular component (GO): nucleus; cytoplasm
Molecular function (GO): inositol tetrakisphosphate kinase activity; inositol-1,4,5-trisphosphate 3-kinase activity
Source: RefSeq, a predicted model, not a curated record
ACAAUUGUAAAAGAAGAGUGGCUAAUAAAUUAUUCUUCUGUUAUUUCCAAUAAAUACGGAAAUAAGAGAGCCCAAGAUAAUUAGAAUAAGCUUCGAUGUGUAAUCGCUGGUGGCUCAGGUGGAUUUCGCAGCGGAGAUAAGAUCUUUUGCGAUCUCGUGCAACUCUUUAAUUACAGAAGUAAUUACUGCGUGCAAAUCAGUGCAACAACGAUGGCGACCUUAGACUCGCAGGCCGAUAAAACUUUAUGUCAUCUUGAUAAGCUUUCAAAGAUAGAGGUUGCUGAAAUUUCGUCCGACUAUGGACUUCCUGUUGGGAUUAGUCCAUUGGAAUCUCGGGUAGCCGGACAUUCGUUAGACAGCGAACGGCAGACGAUUGGGAUGUUGCGUACGUCGAAUGGCCGUGUAUUUAAACCUGUUAUUAAACCGUUACUUGGUAAAAGAGAAAUUACGUUCUAUGAAAAUUUACAAAUAUCGCAAGAUCCUGUUAUGAUACAACUGAAGAGUUACGUUCCAAGAUAUUACGGCACGGCAGAGUUACAAAUUUUCGGCAGACAAAUAACGUUCCUCAAGCUGAAAGAUAUCACCGAAGGUAUGGCAGAGCCGUGUGUGAUGGAUAUAAAGAUAGGUAGACGAACGUGGGAUCCUUUGGCCACGCCUGAGAAAAAAGCGACAGAAGAAUUGAAGUACGCCGAAUCUAAGCGUACUUACGGAUUCUGUAUAACCGGCUUUCAAGUUUAUUCCGUCACUUCGGGACAGUUGAAAAAGUUUGGCAAACAUUACGGGAAGAACCUGGAUGCGAAAGCUGUUGUGGAAGCGCUGAAAAUCUUCCUGAAUAUAAGUCCAGAAAGACCGCCCUGUCGUCAAUUGAUCGUGAAGCUUCUCUCUUUCUUGUGGAAGAUCUUACUAUUCUUUCGUACCCAGCGGUUGUUCCGCUUUUAUUCUAGUUCUCUGUUGGUGGCAUACGACGCGAAAAGAUUGCGGCAUUAUCUUCGCUUGAAUGAGAAAGGCGUGAAUAGAUCAUCCGAUGGUAACGUAGAUAGUAAAUCAUUUUCCACGACGAACAGUCAUCGCACGACCACAUCGAACGUGUUCGACGCGACAAGUAACAACGUCGACACAAGCAGAAACAGGACGACAGAAAGGGUACAUUUCAUUAAGAGGAGCAUCAGCCUGAGCAGCGAGUACGACUGGUCGAAAAAGGAAAGGAUCGUGAACAGAAGUGAAUCGUGCAGUCCGGAUUUUCAAGCGGAUCGUCCCUGUCGCACGAAUUCUUGCGCGAGCAAUUUCGACGACGACAUCGUUCGUAUGAAAGAAGAUUACGACGAUCUGGUGAACGAGCUAACUAGUUCCUCGGAAGAGAAGCAGAACUGGGUUAGAAUUAACAUGAUCGACUUUACGCACGUCUUCCCGGCAGAGGAUCAUAGCACGUUGGAUCGAAAUUAUUUAGAGGGGAUCGAGAACUUGAUCAAACUCGUAGAGAUGUUCCUAGUCUCUAAGGAUACCACCGGCGCAUAAACUAUAUAUUUAUCUGAACAUAGGAAUUCGUUGUUACCUGCUUUUUCUUUUAAAUCACGAAAAUAAGAACUCUGUUACCACAACAACAACAACUCUGUUAUAUAUCCGUCUAAACGAAAAUCAAUUGUUUUCUCGACGUUAGUUUUGUCCGGUGAGAGUUGUAAAUCGAAAGUUGUACAAUUCUUGACGGUGCACACAAAGGUGUAUUAAAAAGCACGGAGGAGGAGACAAAGCG